AUGGCUCUUGAACUAAAAGAAAAGGGCAACCAGCUCUUCAAAGAAGGCGAUUACAAUGGCGCCGAGGAGAUGUAUUCACAAGCAAUCCUCAAGAACCCUAAAGAACCCACCUUCUUCUCCAACCGCGCCCUCACCCGCAUCCGUCUCGAAAACUGGGCCGGAGUUGAGCACGAUGCCCGCGCCGCCAUCGAUCUGUACGGCGCCAAAUCUCCUACUAGUUUGAAAUCCUCCUGGUAUCUGGCACAAGCGCUGUUGGGCUUGCAACGACCUCAGGAAGCAUACGAUGUAGCCAUUGAAGGGUAUAAGGCGAGUCUGGCGGCGAAGAACAUCCAGACGGAGAAUUUGUCGCGGACGGUGCUGCGCGCUAAGCAGGCAAUUUGGGCGGCCAAGGAGACGGCGCGGAUAAGGGAGUUGGAUGAGACGCUGGCGAGUGUGGAGGGGCUGAUUGAGGCGGAGAUGGAGAGGGGGUUGACGGAGUUGAAGGGGCGGCUGGAGAAGGGCGAGAUUGGGGAGAUUGGGUUUAGGGAGGAUGAGAGGGAGAUUAGAGAGGAUGCUGAGCGGAAGGUGCAGAGGGUGAGGGAGGCGUUUGCGAUUGCGUCGGAGGGGAAGGUGGUUGAGAGAGUUGUGCCUGAUUAUCUGGUGGAUGGAAUUACGUUUGAGAUUAUGCAUGACCCUGUUAUCACUCCAUCCGGGACCAGCUUUGACCGGUUUGGCAUCACCAAGUACGUGGAGCAGGCCAAGGUUGACCCCAUCACACGAGUGCCGAUGACGGUGAAUGAUCUUCGGCCGAAUUAUGCGUUGAAGGCGGCGUGCGAGGAGUUCCUGGAUAAGAAUGGCUGGGCAGUGGAUUGGUGA
Messenger RNA from Aspergillus niger, 855 nucleotides. RefSeq lists its product as uncharacterized. Gene Ontology annotation, molecular function: ubiquitin protein ligase activity; protein-folding chaperone binding. The transcript is spliced from 3 exons. Gene Ontology annotation, cellular component: cytoplasm. The coding region runs from base 1 to 855 and encodes 284 amino acids. The record is from RefSeq and is a predicted model, not a curated record. NCBI's taxonomy places the organism in Eukaryota, Fungi, Ascomycota, Eurotiomycetes, Eurotiales, Aspergillaceae. Gene Ontology annotation, biological process: positive regulation of proteolysis; protein quality control for misfolded or incompletely synthesized proteins; protein polyubiquitination.